AAACAAAGGUUAACAUCCUCCGCGUAAGACCUCCGGUGAAAACAAGCAAAAUCUCACCUCCUCCCAAGAUCUACGAGCCUACAGCGGCAGAAACCGAACCCUUCUUUCCUUUUUCUGCUCCACGUUCCUUCAAACUUCGCGCAAAUUUCCCGACAAUUCUAAGAUUCGAACCCUAAAUCUCCCAAAUUCGAUGAAGAUCUAUUGAGCUAAAACCCUUCGGUCGGAGAGCUAAAGUCUCCGGUUCGAUUCGGGGAUUCGACGUCGAUUCGCGCCGAGAUUAGGGUUCAGGUUGGGGGAUUUGGAGUUCGGAUUGUUUGAAAAUGGCGUGGUUUGGGAAUGUAUCGUUGGGGAAUUUCCCCGAUCUAGCCGGGGCCGUGAACAAGCUGAGUGAAAGUGUUAAGAAUAUCGAGAAGAAUUUUGAUACCGCUCUUGGAUUGGAGGAGAAGCCUGCGGGUAGUGAAGGAUCAGACACCAAAACACUUUUCAAACCAGUGAUGGCCUUCAUGGGUCCUAGAGCAGAUAAUGCUACACCUGAGACAUCAGGAAAAGAAGAAACCCUGGAAAACUCUUCAACAGCAACCAAAGAGCAAUAUACAUCUUCUUUAGAAGUGCCAUCUGUACCUACUGAAGAGGUAGUUCUCACUCUUGAGAAAGAAAGCGGAGACUCCAAAAUCGAAGAGAAAGAUAACAACAAUCUUGACGUAGCUGGUAUGAAGCCUAAUAUACCUAUAGAACUUGAUGAAGGCAAAGAUGAAGCUGAAUCUGAUCCUAUACAAGUGGAUAGAGAUUUGACAAUUGCUGAAAAUGUGAACACAGAGGAUUCCCCUGUCCCACCUCAGCGGAAAGAGGUUACUGAGACUGAAACUGGUGAUGAAUCACAGUCAAGUAUAUUCAACUUGACAGGUUUGGAGGGUGGCGAUCAGGUUGAGAGUAAUAUUGUCAGUGUGCCUGAUGAACCACAUAACGUAAGUGAUUCAGAAGUAAGCCAUGAUAAACUGGACCAAGAAUCAGAAGAGCAUCCUGAUAAAGCUUCUACUGUGCACCAUGAGGUGCAAGACAGUGAGCAUGUAAGACUUGAUACAGAGUCUUCAGUUGUAAAUGAAUCUGAUGCUCCUCAGUCUGGAAAGAUUGCUGAAGUUUCUGAUGAACAAUUCACGAGUCCAACUAAUGAUGAACCUGUUCCAGAAAGAGAUGCCAACUUUGUAAAACAUGGCAUCGAUGCAUCUAGUGAGUCACUGGAAAUGAAUGCUCACAGAAAGGAUUUGGAAUCUGAUAGCAAUGAACAGAGUAUAACUGCUGAUUCCACUGCUGAACUAGAGAAAGUGAGAAAGGAAUUGAAAUUUAUGGAAGCUGCGCUGCAAGGAGCUGCUAGGCAAUCACAGUCCAAAGCUGAUGAAAUUGCAAGAUUGAUGAAUGAAAAUGAGCAGUUGAAGUCUACCAUUGAGGAUCUUAAGAGAAAAUCUUCAGAGGCAGAAAUCGAUGCACUUCGAGAAGAAUACCACCAAAGAGUGGGAGCUCUUGAAAGAAAGGUUUAUGCUCUCACGAGGGAAAGGGAUACAUUACGGAGAGAACAAAGCAAGAAAAGUGAUGCAACGGCUCUUUUGAAAGAAAAAGAUGAAAUAAUCAGCCAAGUUAUGGCCGAAGGAGAAGAGCUAUCCAAAAAACAAGCUGCCCAGGAGUCAACUAUCAGGAAACUAAGGGCUCAGAUCAGAGAAUUUGAAGAAGAAAAACAAAGGCUUAACUCAAAACUUCAGGUUGAGGAGACAAAAGUUGAAAGUCUUAAAAAGGAUAAGGCAGCUACAGAAAAGUUGCUACAGGAAACAAUAGAGAAAAAUCAAGCGGAGCUUGCUGCUCAGAAGGAAUUCUAUACCAAUGCCCUGAAUGCAGCCAAGGAGGCUGAAGCAGUGGCAGAGGCACGGGCAAAUAAUGAAGCACGAGCUGAACUUGAGACUCGCUUGAAAGAAGCCAGUGAACGUGAAUCUAUGCUGGUUCAAACACUGGAGGAACUGAGACAGACUUUAAGUAGAACUGAACAACAGGCAGUUUUUAGGGAAGACAUGCUCCGGAGGGAUAUUGAUGAUCUUCAAAAACGCUACCAAGCAAGUGAGUUGCGGUAUAAUGAGUUAGUCGCAGAAGUUCCUGACUCGACUCGGCCUCUUUUAAGGCAGAUUGAAGCAAUGCAGGAAACAGCUUCCAGAAGAGCAGAGGCCUGGGCUGGUGUGGAGAGAGCCCUUAACUCUCGCUUACAGGAGGCUGAAGCCAAAGCAGCAGCUGCAGAAGAGAAUGAACGAGUCAUGAAUGAGCGGUUAUCACAAAGUCUAUCUCGCAUAACUGUUCUAGAAACCCAGAUUGCUUGCCUAAGAACGGAGCAAACACAACUGAGUCGAUCACUUGAAAAAGAGAGGCAAAGGGCUUCUGAAAGUAGACAAGAAUACCUGGCAACAAUGGAAGAAGCUGCAACUCAAGAGGGUCGCGCCAAACAACUUGAAGAUGAAAUUAAAGACCUGAGAAGUAAACAUAAGCGAGUUCUGCAAGAAGAAAUGGCAAAAACUGAACUUCUAGAGAAGGUAAUGUUUGUUAGAACUAUGUUGUUUGUUUUUCAAUCUCUUGUCACACCCAUGCAUAUGAUUGAAUUCUCCUGCAGAAGUUCUAAGUUGUUAUCUGACAAAGCAUUUCUACGAGGUUCAGCACAUAAAUACAGGAAAGUAAAGGAUGGAUGGUUAUUGUCAUCCAAGCACACUAGCUUACAGAUGUUUCAACCAUCAAACUAUGGUUAUUCUAAGUUCUUGUUGUUUGUUGCUUUGAGAAGAAAACAAGAACUGAAAUCGGAUUUUUAUGCUGAAUUUGGAUAUCAGUUUCAGGAGAACCUUGAUAUAGGAAGGUCAGAUCUAUUAUUUGAUGGGGUCGGAAUUUAUGAAGCUAAGAUUUCUCGACAUGAGCUGACUGCUUCACACAAAAUUUCUAGAGUUACCAGUCAAGAUCACAUCACUAAACUCAAACACCCUCCUUUAGAAAAUGGAAAUGUUCAGCGGCAACUUUCUAGUGCAGGGAGCAUGGAGGAGAGCCAUUUCCUGCAAGCUUCUCUGGAUUCAUCUGACAGUUUUCUCUCGGAGAGGAGAGGUUCAGGAGAAUUUACUAUGUCCCCUUACUUCCUGAAGAGCAUGACUCCAAGUGCUUUUGAAGCGGCACUUCGUCAAAAGGAUGGAGAACUUGCAUCUUAUGUUUCCCGUUUGUCAUCACUGGAAUCCAUACGGGAUUCUCUGUCUGAAGAGCUAGUUAAUAUGACUGAACAGUGUGAAAAAUUGAGAGCAGAAGCAGCUGUUCUUCCAGGUAUUAGAGCGGAGCUAGAAGCUUUAAGGAGAAGACAUUCUUCUGCACUUGAACUCAUGGGUGAACGGGAUGAAGCGCUGGAAGAGCUUAGAAAUGAUAUUGCGGACCUAAAGGAGAUGUACCGGGAGCAAGUAGAUUUGCUUGUCAACAAGAUUCAGGUGUUGAGCUCUUCGGCUGGUGCAGCUUAAUCACCUGGAAGUUUUCUCCUCAGCAGCAUUAAUUGCUUGAUUCGCUCGUCAAUCCAUUUUAUUGAUUGAAACCAAUGCUGAACGAGGCAAAACUCUUGUAAGUAGCACAGUUGGAAUUUAAGAUUUGGUAGCUCUUGCUACCCAAGCUGAAGUUCCUCAAUACUGCGGUAAAUAUGUCAGGCUUCACUCAAAAGAGCAAGAUCCAAUGUUGUAUAUUGUAUGUGUGAGAGUGACAUCAAAUAGUUCUUUAUAAGGAUCAACAUUGUCUUAUAUUUCAUGUAGUACUUGAUUAUACAUGGUAUUAAUUUCAUUUUUUGGAAAUCUUUCUACAAACUUACUGUGUAAAUUUUGAAUUGUGUAUUUUUCGUGGUGAAUAAACAUUUUAUUAGUGUA
Asparagus officinalis (garden asparagus) is the source of this 3911-nucleotide messenger RNA. Its product is annotated as golgin candidate 5. NCBI's taxonomy places the organism in Eukaryota, Viridiplantae, Streptophyta, Magnoliopsida, Asparagales, Asparagaceae. The record is from RefSeq and is a predicted model, not a curated record. The coding region runs from base 321 to 3518 and encodes 1065 amino acids. The transcript has 23 exons.